Messenger RNA from Aspergillus affinis, 1467 nucleotides. Its product is annotated as histidinol-phosphate transaminase. The transcript has 2 exons. NCBI's taxonomy places the organism in Eukaryota, Fungi, Ascomycota, Eurotiomycetes, Eurotiales, Aspergillaceae. The record is from RefSeq and is a predicted model, not a curated record. Gene Ontology annotation, molecular function: pyridoxal phosphate binding; L-histidinol-phosphate:2-oxoglutarate transaminase activity. The coding region runs from base 1 to 1467 and encodes 488 amino acids. Gene Ontology annotation, biological process: L-histidine biosynthetic process.
AUGACUCCUCCGUCCUCUCCGACACCGGUUCCGGUGAUGAUCGAUUUGAUCUUCCCCGCCACGGUCCCCACCAAUAUUUCUUCCCUUCUGCAACAAACCACCCCAACAUAUCAAUCCGCUCAAGAUGGCCGCCAGACAAUCACCUUUCAAUCUAUCGACAUGCGCGCGCAAGAAUAUCUUGCAAUUGCAGCCCUACCGGUGUGCCAGAGAGUGAGUUCACAGCCCCGUCGCCCCGCGCCGAUUGAGUUGAGUCAUCGGAACAAAAGAUUAACCUACCAUAUCAGUGACUACAAGGACGACGGCACGAAUAUCCUGCUAGACGCGAACGAGAAUGCCUAUGGACCCGGUCUCGCCUUGAACUCUGAGGGCGCGCUCCAAGAAUCCACGGCGACGGGAGGCUCGACUGGAUCGUCGAAACCCGAUAUCGAUCUGUUGGGAUUGAACCGAUACCCGGAUCCUCACCAGAUCGAGUUGAAACAGCUAUUCUGCCAAUUCCGCAACACCCACCACCACACCCAGAAGACCCUACGACCGGAGAACCUCUUCGUCGGCGUCGGCUCCGACGAGGCCAUCGACGCCCUGCUGCGAUGUUUUUGCGUCCCAGGGAAAGAUAAGAUCCUCACCUGCCCUCCGACGUACGGCAUGUACGGCGUCAGCGCGCAGGUUAACGACGUCGAGAUCGUCAAGGUGCCACUAGACGUGAACAACGGAUUCCAGCUACAAGCGGAGAAGAUUAACGAGACGCUGGCGGCCGACCCCUCCAUCAAGAUGGCCUACAUCUGCUCCCCGGGCAACCCGACGGCGAACCUGAUCAGGAAGGCGGAUAUCCAGAAGGUGCUGGAGCACCCGACGUGGAACGGCGUGGUGGUGGUCGACGAGGCGUAUAUCGAUUUCGCGCCGGAGGGGUCCAGUCUGGCCGAGUGGGUGAACGAGUGGCCGAACCUGGUCGUGAUGCAGACGCUCAGCAAGGCAUUCGGGCUGGCGGGUAUCCGACUCGGCGUGGCCUUCACGAGUCCCCCCAUCGCGACGCUCCUGAACAGCCUCAAGGCCCCUUAUAAUAUCUCCAGUCCCACCAGCGCCCUGGCCACUGCUGCUCUGUCGGAGACGAACAUGGCCGUGAUGCGUCGGUACCGGGAGCAGAUCAUCGCGCAGCGCGAGCGGCUGGUGCGCGAGCUGCCGAAGAUCCCAGGCGUAGGGCGCUUCCUGGGCGGACAGGAGUCGAACUUCCUGCUGGUGGAGCUGUUGGAUAAGAGCGGGAAGGCGAGCAACGAGAUCGCGUUGGGCGCGUACGAGGCGAUGGCGGAGAAGCGGGGCGUGGUGGUACGGUUCCGCGGCAAGGAGCUGGGCUGCGAGGGAUGUUUGCGCAUCACGGUCGGCACCGAGGCGGAGGUGACCAGGUUCUUGCAGGAGAUCCGGGUGGUGCUGGGGGGGUUGUUGAACGGGGCGGGUAUUCAGUCGUUGAGGUAG